CAGCGGCGGAUUUAUUACCGGGGCCUCCACCCAGCUUGGCGGACUUAGGACUUGAAGCUGGGAGGAAGGAAACCCAGAAAGCAGUCCCGGGAGCAGGCAGCUCGGGGGUGCAGCGGAGGCCGAGAUGGCCAAGUUUCUUUCCCAGGACCAAAUUAAUGAGUACAAGGAAUGCUUCUCCCUGUAUGACAAGCAACAGCGGGGGAAGAUAAAAGCCACGGACCUCAUAGUGGCGAUGAGGUGCCUGGGGGCCAGCCCUACACCAGGGGAGGUGCAGCGGCACCUGCAGACUCACAAGAUAGACAAAAACGGGGAGCUGGAUUUCUCCACUUUCCUGACCAUGAUGCACAUGCAAAUCAAACAAGAGGACCCAAAGAAAGAGAUUCUCUUGGCCAUGCUGAUGGCGGACAAGGAGAAGAAGGGCUACAUCAUGGCGUCGGAGCUGCGGUCCAAACUCACGAAGCUGGGGGAGAAGCUCACCCACAAGGAAGUGGAUGAUCUUUUCAGAGAAGCAAAUAUAGACCCAAACGGCAAAGUGAAGUAUGAUGAAUUUAUCCAGAAGAUCGCCAUUCCUGUGCCCGACUACUGAAUGGAGAGGAUGCAAGAGAGCCUCCCCUGGGCCUGAAAACCAGCGGAUGGAAUUUUAACAAGAAAAGUGUUCCUUUCACUCUAGGGAGACAGCACAGCGGCAUGGCGCUCUCCGACGGUAGCAGAGGAUAACGUAGCAAUGAAAAUAAAUGAUUUCGGCUAUGGUA
Molecule: messenger RNA, 752 nt
Organism: Pipistrellus kuhlii (Kuhl's pipistrelle)
Lineage: Eukaryota; Metazoa; Chordata; Mammalia; Chiroptera; Vespertilionidae
Gene: CALML4
Product: calmodulin like 4
Exons: 5
Coding region: 125-586 (153 amino acids)
Cellular component (GO): myosin II complex
Molecular function (GO): calcium ion binding
Source: RefSeq, a predicted model, not a curated record